Saprolegnia diclina VS20 is the source of this 750-nucleotide messenger RNA. RefSeq lists its product as hypothetical. NCBI's taxonomy places the organism in Eukaryota, Oomycota, Saprolegniomycetes, Saprolegniales, Saprolegniaceae. The transcript is spliced from 2 exons. The record is from RefSeq and is a predicted model, not a curated record. The coding region runs from base 1 to 750 and encodes 249 amino acids.
AUGUCGCCGCUUCCUCUGUCCAAGGCCCUCAGCGUCUCGUCGGCUGCCGAGCACAAGCAGAUCGCGUCUGCCGAGACGGCCGCGACGACCUUUGUCAACUGCCACAUCGUGGCACCGCCCUGCGAAGAGAGCGACCGCAAGCCCAUCGACUUGGUCGUCGUGCUCGACCGCUCGGGCAGCAUGAGCGGCUCCAAGCUCGACUUGUGCAAGCAGACGCUCGACUUCCUCGCGCACGAGCUCUCGCCCCACGACCGCGUCUCGCUCGUGACCUACGACACGUACGUGACGACGAACCUGCGCCUGACCAAGAUGACGCCGGCCGGAAAGGCGCUCCUCGCGUCCAAGGUCCAGGGCGUCCACGCCGGCUCGUGCACCAACCUCAGCGGCGGUCUCCUUGCGGGCCUUGAAGAAGUCCAGUCGUCGUCGCGGCCCGAUUCAGGCGAGCCCAACCCGGUGCAGUCGGUCUUGCUGCUCACGGACGGCCUUGCCAACGCCGGCAUCUCGUCGCGGAGCGGCCUCGUCGAGCUCCUCGAAGGCGUCUUGUCGGACCAAGUCCUCCGGCAAGCUGACGCGGCGACGCUUGAACAGCUGCCGAGAGGAUCGGACGGGACCGCCGCAGGUUUGUAUGGGCGUGACACACCCUUACUAGUAUCUCUUAUAUACCCUUGGUUAUUCCCUUGCUGCCGAUGGACGUCAUCGAACUCAUCGCGAUGCAAGUGGCAUGUCCUUCGAGCCUCUCAGCGCUGCUGA